This is a messenger RNA of Magnusiomyces paraingens, 534 nucleotides long. RefSeq lists its product as uncharacterized. The transcript has a single exon. NCBI's taxonomy places the organism in Eukaryota, Fungi, Ascomycota, Dipodascomycetes, Dipodascales, Dipodascaceae. The record is from RefSeq and is a predicted model, not a curated record. The coding region runs from base 1 to 534 and encodes 177 amino acids.
AUGAACUCUUCAAGCACUGAUAAUAUCACAAUAUCUUCCAAAAUUGUUCAAGAACAAUCCAUUGGGUCUUUCACUGAAAACCCUACUUUUACAUCUUCAGAUAAUAUUAGUAACCCUACUACUAUCACUUUUAUGAUUACACAGAAAAUGCCCUCAGAAACGAUCAUUAAACCUUCUCCUGUAAAUCAACCUACAAAAUCAUACCUUGAAAAAGAUUCUGUUCCAUAUUUGAUAUCAGAUGGUAUUAAAGAUAUCUCUGAAUAUAAAUCAGUAGAUGAAUAUAUGUACGAUUUUGAAGAAGAAGAAGAAGAAGAAAAUGAAGAAAAUGAUAACAGGUUUGACAUAACCGUACAAGGUUACCAUGGUUGUCCAAUGCAAUUCAUAAAUCCAAUGAUCUUUGAGACAAUUAAAUCAAGAAAAACAAAUCCCGUAUUAAAUCAAGGUGGAUUUUCAACCAUGGGAGGUUUAAGACUUCCUGGUUUAAAGAUGAAUGAAGAUUUAUAUCUAAAUGAAGACAACGAAGAUCUCUAUUAA